AUGGAGGUGGAUACGAUACAAAAGCCUGCGCUGGCUGUUGACCCGCCAGAUGAAAAUUUUGAUCCAGAUUUAAUGCCACAAACCGGUGAACAGUAUCUUCAAAAAGUAAUGUACGAGCGCGGCAGAUGCCCGGUGGUUGUUGUUGCAGCAAAACCUCAACCCAUGCGCCAACAGAAAGCACUCUCUGGGAUAGCUGCUUUGCCAACGGAUGAAGUAAAAAACGUUGCACACCGGGCACUUAUGCCAACGAAGGAAUGGGAAUCGAUGCAGAAUGUAAAAUUUACUGAACUGCGCGAAACUAUUACCUCAUAUCGGACCAGUUCGCAAUACCAGGAAAAUCUACAACGGGCGCAUGUACAACUGAAUUUCGAUGACCGGAAGCAGCUGUACGAGUACUGUGCUAAUAACCUGCCAUACGUGAGCACCUUGCUAAGUAUACCGCAACGAAAUUUGGAAAUAUUGCUCGAAUAUUUGCACGAGUGGCUGCAGGAUUGUGAUCAAGCAUCGACGACAGAUGCCCAAAUGCAUGACGAACCGUCCGAAGCGGAACUUUGUGAUCCCGCUACCACCACGACACCACCUGAAAAUGACAAAGAAUUACUUCGGUUCGAAGGAUAUCGGAAAGAUUGGAUACCACAAUGGAUUUACGCUAUUCUCGCUUGUCUCAUUAAGCCACUGGAACCAUAUAUUCACAGUGUUCUUAGAGACAUUGCGAAAUCCUGCAUUGCACUCCGUAACGAGCUGAAGCAAGAGGACGAAGCGAAGGUGCUGCCGCUAAAUCUGUUAAUCAGCAUCAUUUCGAAACACUUCAAUCAGUCUGAUUUAAGCGACAACGUCGCCUGAGAUUUGCCGGACACCCCAGGCGGGGUCUGGAAGCUGCUUAGUGAUUGUUUUUACUACUGCUAUUCCUAAACGAAUUUGAAUACUUUGUCAGCCUUAAAUGCAGAAAACAUACUCCCAACACCAUAUAAAUACAUUUGUUUUUCAAUUUUUCUAAAUUUUACCAUGAUCCUGCCACAAACCUCUAGAACUGCGGAAUAUAACUGAUAUAUAGUUGAUAGAGUGAA
This is a messenger RNA of Anopheles nili, 1067 nucleotides long. It is a transcript of the gene Gem2, whose product is annotated as protein Gemin2. Bases 1 to 843 code for a protein of 280 amino acids. NCBI's taxonomy places the organism in Eukaryota, Metazoa, Arthropoda, Insecta, Diptera, Culicidae. Gene Ontology annotation, cellular component: nucleus; SMN complex; spliceosomal complex. The transcript has 2 exons. Gene Ontology annotation, biological process: spliceosomal complex assembly; spliceosomal snRNP assembly. The record is from RefSeq and is a predicted model, not a curated record.